Molecule: messenger RNA, 1081 nt
Organism: Mangifera indica (mango)
Lineage: Eukaryota; Viridiplantae; Streptophyta; Magnoliopsida; Sapindales; Anacardiaceae
Product: MADS-box protein SVP-like
Exons: 9
Coding region: 167-853 (228 amino acids)
Biological process (GO): positive regulation of transcription by RNA polymerase II
Cellular component (GO): nucleus
Molecular function (GO): DNA-binding transcription factor activity, RNA polymerase II-specific; RNA polymerase II cis-regulatory region sequence-specific DNA binding; protein dimerization activity
Source: RefSeq, a predicted model, not a curated record
AAAAAGAUACUGUUUGGCUAAAUAAGGGAAGGCGAGCUUUCCUUUCUUGAACACACAUCCAAUUCUUUCUCUCUCUUGAGAGCAGUUUCCCUAGUCUAGUUGGUGGCUUUUGGUAGCUGAGAGAUCAGUUCAGAGUCUUCAGACCUAAUACAACUAAGGGUGAAGAAUGGCGAGAGAGAAGAUCAAGAUCAAGAAGAUUGAUAACGUGACGGCCAGGCAAGUCACCUUCUCUAAGAGGAGAAGAGGUCUCUUCAAGAAAGCUGAAGAGCUUUCUGUUCUCUGUGAUGCCGAGGUUGCUCUCAUCAUUUUCUCGGCUACCGGCAAGCUCUUUGAGUACUGCAGCGCCUCCAGCAUGAAGGAUACGAUUUCAAGGUAUAAUCUGCAUUCUAAUAAUAUCGGAAAAUUGGACCAACCCUCCCUUGAGCUCCAGCUGGAAAAUAGCAACUACAUCAAAUUGAGUAAGGAAGUUGCUGAUAAGAGCCAUCAGCUACGACAAAUGAGAGGAGAAGAUCUUCAAGGAUUGAAUAUAGAGGAAUUACAACAACUUGAAAAAAUGCUUGAAUCAGGACUUGCCCGUGUUAUUGAAACAAAGGGUGACCGGAUUAAGAACGAGAUCUCUUCACUUGAAAGGAAGGGAGCACAACUGUUGGAGGAGAAUAGACUACUUAAGCAGAGGGUGGUCAACUUGUAUAACGGAAAAAGGCUUGUCCUAGCUGAUUCAGAAAUUGCCAUCCAGGAAGAAGGGAUGUCAUCAGAAUCUGCCACUAAUGUUUGCAGCUGCGGCAGCGGCGCCCCUUUAGAGGAUGAUAGUUCUGAUACUUCUCUCAAAUUAGGGCUUCCCUUCUCUAGCUGAAGUGGAUGACGGAGCGGAUUCUCGAGCUGUUAAAGCCCGACCAAUGUCAUCUUGAGAAGAAGUGUUUUAUUUAGUUUGUAAAAACGAUGGAACUUGUUGUGGAUUCUUCUAUAUCGUCUUGGCUGGUGGCACUACUAUUUGUAUAAUAGUCUGUAUGCCUAUGACAUCUCUAGGAGCACUACUCUUUCUCUUCUUCGUUUCUUUUAAUAAAAAAGUACGAUUGGCCUA